Messenger RNA from Lactuca saligna, 375 nucleotides. NCBI's taxonomy places the organism in Eukaryota, Viridiplantae, Streptophyta, Magnoliopsida, Asterales, Asteraceae. The record is from the annotation of a GenBank genome assembly.
AUGCUACUAACUGGGAAACAAUUUAAAAUUCUAAACAGAAAGCUCAUUUCAUCAUUACAACUUCAGGCUGAUGCAGGGGGCAAAAAUUUUGUAUAUGGAAUCGAAGUUGAUGUGUUACUAAAGGGCCAUAAGCAUCGACUUCAACACUCAAUUGAUUUGGUUGAUCAAAACAAUGAGAAAAGAGUGAAGGCACAUUCUGAUUUGUUUACUUAUGAAUUGAAAGUUUUAAAGGAUGUUGCCAUGGAAAGGUAUGUUCUGUUCAUUCAAGAUGUGAAGAAAGUGAGUGAAGAUGUUAAUCUUAAAAUUGAAGAACUUCAUGAAGACAUGGGAAAGGAAGUUGCAAAAUUAAACCAUAAUUAUUCAUCUCUUCACUAA